Molecule: messenger RNA, 492 nt
Organism: Budorcas taxicolor (takin)
Lineage: Eukaryota; Metazoa; Chordata; Mammalia; Artiodactyla; Bovidae
Gene: OOSP1
Product: oocyte secreted protein 1
Exons: 5
Coding region: 1-492 (163 amino acids)
Source: RefSeq, a predicted model, not a curated record
AUGAAGCCUUCCUCGGGAUUAAGAGGACUCUUAGUCCUUUUCUCUUUGACAUGGACUUGUGCUGGAGAUUGGUCAGCUAUGAAAGUACGCUGCAGCUACUUUUGGUUCUAUGCCAAGAUUAAACCCACACUAUUUCACAAUUUGUACAUGAAUCCUGAUGAAGCAUUUUUAGGAGAUGACUGCCCUGUAACCUACGUUUCACCAGAUGCUCAUUAUGAAUUUUUCUACUAUUCUAAUAAAUGUGGCAUCAUAACCAAAACUUUCCAGGAGACUCUUCUGCUUCAGACUAAAAUCAAGUAUAUCUCAAGUAACUCCGGAGACAUGGCUGAAAUGCCCGUGUCCUGUGUCGUCACGAAGCAAGCAUGCAUGUACCCUUUGUCAAAUGAAACUGAAAGUGGAGAUGAUGAAACCAGCUCUGAAGACAUGGAAGUUGCUUAUGUAUUGCAGUCACAGAAUAAUCUGAAUACUAUAUUCUCUAUGUGUGCCAAAUGA